Molecule: messenger RNA, 990 nt
Organism: Phragmites australis (common reed)
Lineage: Eukaryota; Viridiplantae; Streptophyta; Magnoliopsida; Poales; Poaceae
Product: eukaryotic translation initiation factor 5A-like
Exons: 6
Coding region: 250-735 (161 amino acids)
Biological process (GO): positive regulation of translational termination; positive regulation of translational elongation
Molecular function (GO): translation elongation factor activity; ribosome binding; RNA binding
Source: RefSeq, a predicted model, not a curated record
UGAAAAGAAAAAAGAAAUCUUGGACUGUGAGAGCCCGAGCCGUGCGGUGUGGACGACCAACAACCCUAGUCUUCCGGAUCCAUCCAUCCCAUCGGUCCCUGCUGCAUCUCCUCUCCCACUCCGCCGGUCAGCAGCCUUUUCCUUGAUUCAGAUCUCUUCAAAAUUAGUUUCAACUUGCGGCCUGUUUUUUUCUUCUCAUCUCUCUGCUGCUGCUGCUGCUGCUCUAGUUUUCUUGUAAGGUUCCCGGAGAUGUCGGACUCGGAGGAGCACCACUUCGAGUCCAAGGCCGACGCCGGAGCCUCCAAGACCUACCCGCAGCAGGCCGGCACCAUCCGCAAGAACGGAUACAUCGUCAUCAAGAACCGCCCGUGCAAGGUUGUUGAGGUCUCCACUUCUAAGACUGGGAAGCAUGGUCAUGCAAAGUGCCACUUUGUCGCCAUAGACAUUUUCAAUGGAAAGAAGCUUGAGGAUAUUGUUCCUUCAUCCCACAACUGUGACGUUCCACACGUCAAUCGUACUGAUUAUCAGCUGAUUGACAUUUCUGAAGAUGGCUUUGUCAGCCUUUUGACUGAGAGUGGCACCACUAAGGAUGACCUGAGGCUUCCCGCUGAUGAAGCUCUGCAGGCCCAGAUCAAGAGUGGAAAUGAAGAAGGAAAGGACAUGAUCCUGACUGUAAUGUCCGCCAUGGGCGAAGAACAGAUCUGCGCUGUCAAGGAGAUUGGGGGCAAAGCCUAAGCCGCUUAGCUCCUGUGGUUCGCUACGAUACUUGCUGUCUACCGUUGAGUGUUGAGAAUUGAGAUACAUACAUAGGCCCUUUAGCUAUCCGAGGAUGAAGUAAUGUUGGUUUAUUUUACCCUGAAUUCUUGAGGUGUUUCUUAAUACUUGGUUAUCGGUCUCUUGUAUCCUUUUGAACUGAGUGAUGGUGUAACUCUGCUUUAUUUGUCGCAGCGAAUUGCGAUAUAUAUAGAUUGGUUGGACAAUUCGAUUCAA